UACGGAUCUCCCUACGUCCAUUCAUGGCUGGAAGGCCAAAUUCGUGUUCGUCACCUUGGGUCAGGGUGGCUUCUUUCCUUCUAAUGGUCACAGCGGCCUCUUUGAGUUGCAUACCCCCCUUUGGAGUGCCGAAAUAAGCAAUCAGGUAGAGGCCUUUAUUGAGGGGGGGCCGAGGAGCAUCAAGACGUACGUUACUGAGUACCGGAUGGCCGCCCUCGGCUUUGUGAGAUACUAUUGUCCUGGUGACGUCGAUGAUGAUCUCUGGCCGAAGAUUGUGGGGUCUUAUGAGCAAGCCGACGGGCCCCGUCUUGGUGUGCCGGCCGAGGCCGAAGGCUUCGUCAUGGACCGCAUAUCUUUUAUGGCUCGGGCUGCCAAGAAGGCCGAUGCGGAGCUCAAGGCCGCUCGGGCCGCUGAGAAAGCGAAGGCCUCUACUGGCGGUUCUCAAGGAGGGGGCGAGGCCGUUAAGAAAGCUGCUCCCAAGAAGAAGAGAGGAGCCGAUGAAGGCCAGAAAACUUUGGCUGAGGCGGGUCUGAAACCGACCCAGGUUUUAAAGAGGACGAAGAAGGCUCCUUCUUAUGACGAGGUCGGCGUUCCCUCUACUCAGGCCGCUGUGGAUGUUCAGCCGGCCGUAGUCCCUCCUCCGCACGAUCCGCCCUCAUCGGCUUUAGUGGCUUCGGCUUCUCGGGUGGCUCCCUCUACUGCCGCCGCUGCCCGUUUAGAGGAGGCCCUUGCCAAGGGAACGUACGAAGUGACCGUGCGCUACCCGGUGAAGGGCGGUCUCUUCAACGAGACUGUAAGCGGUGAUGAUGUGCUUGCCCAGGCUAUGCCUGAGUAUGACCGUCAAUAUCUCAGCCGACAGGGUAAGCAUGUUCGGCUAUACGAUGGAGG
Molecule: messenger RNA, 888 nt
Organism: Cuscuta epithymum
Lineage: Eukaryota; Viridiplantae; Streptophyta; Magnoliopsida; Solanales; Convolvulaceae
Source: the annotation of a GenBank genome assembly